AUGUUUGAUGAUGAGCUAGUAGAUAGGAUAGGAUAUGAAGCAGUGGAAAAAUCUCCGGAAAAACAUCCAAUAAUGCUUCAUAAUUUGAGCAAAAGGCUAGUGAAGGCUAUGGUAAAUCACGAUAUGGACCUAUUAAAUGAAGAUCCUGAUAACCAUAGUAAAAACCGAGAAGAGAAUUUUAGAAUCUCCAAGAACUACAAGCGCCUGAAUCCAGACUUUUAUACCAUAGGUGAAGUGGUAAAGGGGAGAGUAUACAUGGUUUUUCCAACUUAUGCACUUGUUGAUAUCGGAUCUGUUUGUUACGGCGUUUUGCACGCUAGAGAUAUGAGUAAUUCCUGGAUUAAUAGAGCGGAUAUGGACCUUACUCCUGGUGAUAUAAUUUCAGUUUAUAUAAAAGCUGUCAAUUCGCAAAGACCUACUAUUCGUUUAUCAUUACGUCCAUUAUCAGAUAUUUCAUUGCCUGGCAGAAGACCUUUGCAUUCAUUCAAGAUUGAAGAACAAGUUACAGGUCGCGUAACUAGAAGGUCGCCCCUUGGGUUUUACGUUGAUAUUGGAGCUACAGUUGAUGCCUUUUUACACAAUAGUGAUAGAAAACUUUCCAAAAAGUUUACUGGGGAGGAAAGGCUUCACCUUAAGAUUGGCACAAGGGUACCGAUAUUGUAUAUUAAAGGGAUCGAUUUUAUAAAAAACAGAAUCCAAGUCUCUGAAAACUCCCUGCAAGAAGAAUUAAAUAAACGCCUUGUCACGGGGGAUGAAACACUUGGGCACCAAGCUGCUUAUUUAAAGUGUGCUAAACGUGAUUUUAUGAAUGAACUUAGAGUAGAUGAACUGGAAAAGAUGAAACAGAUUGGUGGAUAUGAUUCCUUGUUAUCAGAAAUAGGUGGACAUCGUAAUCAUACUACAGAAUAUAUAUUGUAUUUAGAGAACCUUAGAAAAAAAAAAGAACUGGAAAAACAACAGGAGCAACUAUUUCAGGACACAUCUACCAAGGAAAAAUUACGGCGUGAUAAAGAGAGAUUUAAUAAACUAGGUUAUGAAAUAGCUGAUUUGAAUGAAGUUUCUAUUGAGCCAAAGCCAUUCGAAAGAAGUAUCUAUAAGUAUGCUGACUCAUGUGUAUGGAGCAGUAAGGUUUACACUCCUUUCAAUAUAACUGAUACAGAUUCAUAUUUUAAUGCUGUAACAGAUGAAUUAACAUCAGCUUUGCGGGAUGUACAAGGAGAAAAUUUUAAUUUUGCUUCAGAGUUGGGUAUUCCAGAUAAUGAUCUAUCUAAAGAUCGCCAUGAACUUAUAGAAUAUCUUUGGACGGCAUUUAGGGCUCCACCAAGUGAAUUGAGUACCAUUCCGAAUGAGUCUAACGAUGAAAUUCUCAUUGAUGAUAUUUUGGAGGUACCAAUUGAUGAUAGUACCCGUAUAAAGGAGCGUAAUGAACGUCUUUCCAAGAUUAUUUCAGAGUUAGAAAGUACAGGAGAUCCAGAAUAUAAAGAAUUUGCGGAGAUUUUGAGAGAAACUAAGAUUCCAAAUCCUUUCGCCCAUUCAAGGAAACUUUUUGAUGAUGAAAAAUCAGCUAUUAAGGGUGCUUCCGCACUUUUUGGUGAAGACGUAUCUGAUUGGACAGAGAGAGCUAGGCGUUUGGUUCUUUCCGAUCCUUCAAAAUUGGAGGAAAUAAUGUCAAAUAAUCUGGGUGGUAGCCUUGCAUAUUCUGAUUCCGUGUCUGAUGUACCUUUGGACGUUCUAGAAACUGAAGGGGAUGACAAUCAAGGUUUUGUGAAACCAAUCAUCACUCAAGGUGAUUUGCUUGGAAGUAAGAAUGAUUCCCGAAGUGUUGGCUAUGAUAACACAUCCUUUGAUAGUGAUCAUGGAUUUACCAAAGACAAUAGAGACACUAAAAAUUCGUCAUAUUCUGCGUACGAUGGUUCUAUUGAUACGAAUUACACGGAUGAUUUCAAUGUAUUAGAGAAAAAGAAAUCCAAAUUUGAGCGAAUUAAUUUUCAUAAACUUUGUAAUGUUUUAGAAAAAGACUUACAAGGUUAUGAAGAUAAAUUGUCUAAAGUGGAUCUUUUAAUCAAAAAGGAGUUUCCCACUACAGUAAAGAACAGUUAUGAAGAAAAAGUCCCUUCUGAAUAUGAAUGUUAUGGGAUAGCUUCUAUACUACAGGGCAUUAAAGAAACUACAGAAAAAUCACAACAGGGUGAGGCUGUUUCUGAUGAUUCUAAGUUCUCAUAUAUGCCAAACUAUUUGAAAAUGCGAGAUUCGUUGAAAGAAGCAAAUAUGUCGUCUGAUGUAUGUUCAAUAGCAUCAGAACAAAUUAUUGAUGCAUCAAAUACAUCUGAGGACUGCACUAAAACUGAGGGUUCUUUGGAGACUUUUGAUUUUGGUUUUGAUGAUUUAGAUGAGGAUUCCAGCGAAGAUUCCGCUAGAAUGUUGAAAUAUUUGCUUAAAUCUAAAAAAGGUAUUAAACAACUUGCACGUUUUGCUAGAAGGUUUCUUUCACCAAAUGAGCUCAAGUAUUUAGAUGGAUCAGGAAAUAAUCCAAGAGACGAAGAAGAGCUUGCAGCCAUACUUAGAAGCAAGGGGAAGAAGCAAGAGAAAACGAAUUACACGUAUUACCCCGAGGGAAUAACUAAUUAUGUACCUCCAAAAGACAAUCGCACAGAAGAUAAAAAGAUUAUUGAUUCUAAAAGGAGACUGGAAAAUUUGAAAAAGAAUCGCAGGUUUUUAAUGAUGCUUAGGAGAUUGGAUAUUGAUCCAAAUAAUCUAUCGUUUGAUAACAUAUUGGACAAAUUACCUCGACAGUUUGUAUUCGAGAGGUUACCACCAUUUAAAAAACUAAAAAAUAGUUAA
This is a messenger RNA of Theileria equi strain WA, 2841 nucleotides long. RefSeq names its product S1 RNA binding domain-containing protein. Gene Ontology annotation, biological process: translation. The coding region runs from base 1 to 2841 and encodes 946 amino acids. NCBI's taxonomy places the organism in Eukaryota, Apicomplexa, Aconoidasida, Piroplasmida, Theileriidae. The transcript has 2 exons. The record is from RefSeq and is a predicted model, not a curated record. Gene Ontology annotation, molecular function: structural constituent of ribosome; mRNA binding.